AUGUCAGACAAACAAGACCCAACUCCUGUCAAAGCCCUCCAUCCCGUCUACACGGUCACGAACAUACAGAACAAGAUCCGCACCCUUGAUGGUACCAAGGUAUCAUACUCUUCAUGGGUUCGCUUGUUCAAACUUCAUGCUAGAGGUUACAGAGUCCUUGCCCAUAUCGAUGGUUCCGACCCUCCAUCCAAGACUGACCCGACCUAUGAAAACUGGUCAGAGAUUGAUGCCAUCGUCCUCCAAUGGAUUUAUGGAACGAUUUCAGAUGAUCUCCUUGCGCGAGUACUUGAACCGGACUCUACAGCAUAUGAAGCCUGGUUCAAAAUUCAGAAUAUCUUCCUCAACAACAAAGGAUCUCGUGCUGCUGCUCUUGAACACGAGUUCACAAACCUUACCCUUCGAGCAAUGUCGUCCCUUGAAGCUUAUUGCCAACGUCUCAAAGAUCUGGCAAGUCAACUAAAUGACGUCGAUUGCCCUGUCAACGAGAAACGUUUGGUUCUUCAACUUAUCCGCGGGUUGCCAUCUGAAUUUGACACAGUCGGCGCCUACAUCAAUCAGACCCUACCUCCAUGGGAUACCACGUGCUCCAUGCUUCAACUUGAAACCCAGCGACAACGUGCUCGAGACUCACACUCAUCCACAGAGAUCGUUGCUGCUGUUGAACACAACCCACCAGCAAACUCUAAUUUCCGACGUGGCGAAUCUGGAAACAGAGGCCGCCCUAACCAGCAACGCAACACAAAUCGUCGAGCACCUGUAUCUGCAUCUCCUUCUCGACCUGGUUAUACGUCUUCUGGUCGGCCAACACAAACCCAGUCAAAUAAUCGCAGAAGCCCUAUGUCCAAUCAAACACGCCCUACCUGGGCCGGAUACCCACCACCAUUCUGGGCCCACCCAUAUUGGGCUUCACCACCACCUUGUCCAUAUCCCACUCAAGCUGGAUGGGCUUCUCCCUGGCCUACCUCUUCUGCCCAGCAGCAACCACGGCAACCACUAGCUGAAGCCAAUCUUACAGAAGUAAACCCACUUGAACAUUCGGAACUCGGGGCUGCCUUUUUAGCUAUGACUCUGGACCAAGAAAAUGAUUGAACCCUCUCCUCUCUUCUUCCACCCACCAACCACAUCAAUCUCCGCUCCCACCGAAACCACUUUUUCCUCUCCCUCUUCCAACCAAACCCCCGGCACCACUUCGUCCCAACCUACCCCUCCCCCACCCUCAUACUACCCAUUUACUUACUCCCGGCGAACCCAACCAACCCCUCUACCUCCGCCACCCCCACCUACAUCCUGUCAUCCCAUGACCACCCGCUCCAAAGCUGGAAUCACCAAACCAAACCCACCACUCAACCUUCACACCAACACCAACACCAACACCUCCACCAUCUCACCUCUUCCCAAAUCCCACAAACAUGCCCUAUCUGA
Molecule: messenger RNA, 1422 nt
Organism: Lactuca virosa
Lineage: Eukaryota; Viridiplantae; Streptophyta; Magnoliopsida; Asterales; Asteraceae
Source: the annotation of a GenBank genome assembly